This is a messenger RNA of Thamnophis elegans (Western terrestrial garter snake), 2484 nucleotides long. It is a transcript of the gene MTERF4, whose product is annotated as mitochondrial transcription termination factor 4. NCBI's taxonomy places the organism in Eukaryota, Metazoa, Chordata, Lepidosauria, Squamata, Natricidae. The coding region runs from base 114 to 1184 and encodes 356 amino acids. The transcript has 4 exons. The record is from RefSeq and is a predicted model, not a curated record. Gene Ontology annotation, molecular function: double-stranded DNA binding. Gene Ontology annotation, biological process: regulation of DNA-templated transcription.
GCCCCACGGAACCUUUUUCAACCCCAGCUUCCGUUUCGGUAGGAAAGCGUUUACACGAACACCUUCCCCUUUCGUUUUCUCGCUACUUAUCCAAGCUGCGAAAGAUCUGAGAUAUGCCGAAUAUGAAAUCAGCAGUCCGCUAUUGGCGCAUUUUUGAGAAAUGCAGGUUCCCGCCUCUUGCCUAUGACUCUAUCCAUUUACCUUCUCUCAGUGCAUUAUUACCAGUUGCCUUUUGGUGGUCUCAUCGAUUCCUGGACUGCAGAUUGAUUACUACCAGGUCUUUUGUACAAAGCAAAAAAGGCUUUCCCUCUUACGGGUCAAACUAUGAAUCCUCUCCAAAGCCUGAAGAAUCUUUAACUAAUGCACCAAUAGAAGAAGUAAAUGCAACAGAUGUGGACCAUUUGAAGCUAGAAGAGGACACAAGUGCUUAUGUUAACCUGGGAUUCAGUCCUGCUCAGAUGACACAGCUAUUUAACUUGCAGUUGGAUGCACCAUUUCAGUCAAAACUGACUGCAAUUUCAGAAUUACUCCUAUUGGGUUUAAGCAUUACCACAAUACUGAAGGUCCUAGAAAAGAAGCCUGAACUACUGAGAAUGCCACCAAAACAUUUGAAGGAACGUGCAGAUCUUCUGAGGAGACUUGGCUUAGAUGCAGAAAACCUUACCCAGGUGGCACUACAUUUUCCAAGUAUCUUUACAGUGCCACACAAAAGAAUCAAAUCCCUAGAGAAGCUUCUUAAAGAAAAAUGUCUCUUCACAAUGGCACAAAUAUCAAAAAUUCUACAAACAAGUCCACAGCUCCUUUUAGAAGAGUUAAAUGAUGUAGAAUACAAAUUCCAGUUUGCGUAUUUCAGGAUGGGACUUAAACAUGGACAGAUAGUGCAGUCUGGUUUCUUCCAAGCAUCGAUGGCUGAAAUAAACAAACGAAUAAAUUUUUUGGAGCGCUUGGGACGCUAUCAAACUCCUGAUAAGAAAGGACAGACCCAAAUUAUGAAUCCCAAACUGAAAAGUAUUAUCAAAACUUCUGAACAGGAUUUUGUGACUAAAGUAGCCUGCUCCUCAAUUGAAGAAUAUGAGGUCUUUAAGAAGUUGCUGGCCGAUGAAGAAGAACAGAGGAGGCAACAGGAGGAAGCAAUGGAAGAAUUCUCAGAUUCAGAGAAUGAUGAUGGAACUGGUUCUGAAUAAUUUUGCAAUUAAACGUUUUUGCUAUCUGGUAAUAGUAGUAGUAUUUCUUGCCUUUUUAAGAUAGGAAGGAGGGAGCUGAUGGAUACUUCUGAUAAUAGAGAAUUCUAAUACUUGUGAAUAUUUUUAAAUGAGUUAUUAAAAAAUGAAAGGCAGGUUGGGAAAUCAGACUCAAAAUAUCAAUUCAUAAAUAUGGCUUUAAAUAAAGCUUCUAAAGGGUAGCCUUAUUUGAAAACAUUUUUUAUAAAUGCAGUUUUUAUAGCUAUCUCCAGGAAUCCUUUCAUUCUUAAAAAAAAAAGCUGAAUGACUUUGAAAUAAGUUAUAUAUUUGGUCUAAAAUGAAAAAAAAAAACCACAAGGUAAACUUUAAUAAAAUAAAACCUUUUUACUUUAUUGGUGCAUUACAUAUGCCUUGAUCUGACUACAGAGUACUGAAUUGAUAAUGGUCCUCUUCUGCCUUAAGACAGUCUCUGGGGAAAACAGUGUGACAAACAAGGAACAAGCAAUAAAGAUCUGUCAUACCCUUUGUCUUCUGCAGAUACAAUUUUAAAACUUUACUUUGGAAUUUGAAAAAUGUAAUAUUUUGGCGCUACCCCUUCUUCGUUCUCUUUAUUCUUGGAAACUUUGAUAUUCUAGUUAAAAGGUGAAAUUGUUCUCCUAAGCCAAAUAUGUAGCGUAAUUGCAGUGCUGAUGUGGUUGUUCAAAAUCCCAAGGAUUUCACAUCCUUCUUCCUCUUCAUGUAGUCUUCCUAACACACAUUUUCUGCUGACCAUGCUCAGUUCUCAUUUAGUUAUUUUUCCCCCCAGGUUCUGUCACAUCAGAAAUAGAGGGAACAAUACACCAAUUCAACCUGGUAAUGUUGAUGAACGUGCAAAUAUUUCUGCUGGGCUACACUGUCUUUAGCAGAAGGCUACUGGGUUUUUAAUAGUUGUAAUUCUACAUUUUUUAUGCAAUCUGUGGCCCUUUAGUAUUGUGCCAUCUCCCAUCAGGGAAAAGAAUCACAAAUGGACAAUAUCACCCAUUACUCACAGCACACAUAAAUAACUUAUGUAGAAAUGCGACUAAGCAUCUCUUGAUGACUUCUAGGGUUUUUAAGUUUUUUAUUUAUUUAUUAAUUUCUUAUACCACCCAUCUCCCCUACAAGGUGACUCUGGGCAGCUUAAAAGUUAUAAAACAAGUAAAAAUUAGUUAAAAUAUUAAAAGAAUGAAGGAACUUUGGAACUACUUUGUGCUAUUUCUGCCAAUUGCAAGGAUUAUUGUCUUUCCAAUUAGAAAAAUAUCCCCUUUUCAAUAUGCUGCUCUAU